This is a messenger RNA of Pungitius pungitius (ninespine stickleback), 1824 nucleotides long. RefSeq names its product SPRY domain containing 7b (gene spryd7b). The transcript has 5 exons. Bases 114 to 704 code for a protein of 196 amino acids. The record is from RefSeq and is a predicted model, not a curated record. Gene Ontology annotation, molecular function: protein binding. NCBI's taxonomy places the organism in Eukaryota, Metazoa, Chordata, Actinopteri, Perciformes, Gasterosteidae.
UCUCUGUCGCCGUGCGUCGCUGUUCUCUCGGUUGUUGUGUUUUUUUCACGCCGCGCUCUUGUCGGUCUGACGUGGAGACGUUACUGUUUCCGGAUGUUACCCGGGGCGCAAGAAUGGCUGCGAUGUUUACGUGUUGUCUCGGCUGCUGCGCAGACGGCGGAUCGGGGCACAUUCCUCUCAAAGAAAUGCCCAUUGUCCAGUUAGACACCCAUCACAUGGGCACAGAUGUUGUCAUAGUGAAGAGCGGCCGGAGGAUAUGUGGCACUGGAGGUUGCCUGGCCAACGCUCCUCUGCACCAGAACAAAAGUUAUUUUGAGUUUAAGAUCCAGUCCACAGGUGUUUGGGGAAUAGGUGUGGCUACACAGAAAGUGAAUCUUAAUCAAGUGCCUAUGGGCCGAGACACAAACAGCCUGGUGCUGAGGAAUGAUGGGUCCGUGUACCACAAUAAUGAAGAGAAGAAUCGCCUACCUGCAAACAGCCUUCCUCAGGAGGGGGACAUUGUGGGCAUCACAUAUGACCAUGUGGAGUUAAAUUUAUAUCUGAAUGGAAAGAACAUGCAUUGUCCUGCCUCAGGGAUCCGAGGCACUGUUUACCCUGUUGUUUAUGUGGAUGACAGCGCCAUCUUAGACUGCCAGUUUAGUGACUUCUAUCACACCGCUCCGCCAGGAUUUGAGAAGAUCCUCUUUGAGCAACAGAUCUUCUAAAGGAGCACUUGGGCCUCAGCCCCUGCGACGUUGUCUCCCUCCCACACAUCUGGUUGCAACCUCUGUGACACUACAGUGUGAUCAUAACUGGAUAAUACUACGUGCCGCCUGAAUGCCUUUUUGUUUCCCCCUGUUCUCGUUCUUGUUCUCUUAUGAUUUGUCUUGAUCGACGUUGGGUUAUCCUUGAAGUAGUGGGGGGAUCUAAUCAGUGGUCAGCUAUGACUAUGUUGAUGUUUGACUGUCAAUCAUUACCUUGUAUCAGUGGUAACCCUUAUGUAUUUACUGAGACACUUUCAAUUGUUGCUUACAUUCUCAGUCUGUUUGUAGAUGUCAGACAGCGGAUGCAAUGGUAAAGCGCCCUGCCCCCUUUCAGGAUGACAAGCCAUGUUUUAUUGACAGCACGAUUCGCAUGUUAUUGAUUACAAACCCCUGAAUGCCAUUCUGAAAUCUGAUUAUACACCUUAUAUUUAUUUGUAUUUAUUUGAAUCACAGACCAAAGUGAUUUAUUCUUUUUGGUUUGACAAAACAUAUUUUUAUUUGGCAAACCAGGGUUUGUCAACUGACUAGAUUACCUGGCAAUACUGAUACAUCAGUCCACAAUAUCCAAUUUCAUUUGAUGUUGCCUUUAAUUGGCAAAUGUACUUUAAGUGGGUACAUUGUAACACUUUUUAAAUUCAUGUCACUCUUCGAAUUGUUAUACACACUGAAACGGUUUAAAUACUAACCACAGUGCAAUACACAUUUAAGAGGACCAACAGGUUGACUGGUGAGUGUGAUGAGGUGAAGGUGCUUGGAAUGUUAUACAAAAUAAAACACUUAUUAUAUCCACCUCAGUAGGUAUUAUCUGGAAUUCGAAUCUCCUUCAACGGACAACUAUUCUACCCCAUAAUGUAUUUGUUUUACAUAUCUGAAUAUUACCAGAGCUGCUGCUGGCUGUCUGAUUAGAGAGAUAUGGUUAGAAGUGUCAACCAUUGUAUUGACAUUUCACAUCCGCUGCUCGACUGACAGUUCACUAUUUCAAAUGCGUAUCUUUAUUUGCACUGAUAUUAUUGUACAAGCAAUUCCAAAUAUUGUUGAAACUUCAUUAAACCUUUGUCUGGAGGCAUGCCUUUGCCAUCGC